AUGGCAUCCUCGCAAACCAACCCACUCUCUGAAGCUUCAAAGUCCAGUACAAUCGAUAACCGCCUUCCCCCAACCUGGCUACUCAACAAUUACAUUUCCACUCGUGGCGGGUGCAACUACCUCGCCCAGCUCGCAGCCAUGCUCCCACCCACUGAAAGCACCCUGCGAGACAAGGCUCUCCGUACUCUGUACACACUCACCCGCGAGUUCUGCAACAAGCUGGAGCAAGCAGCAUAUAACCAGAACCUCGCUAUUCCGGCUCUCCCUCCCAUCUCAGAGAACUAUGAGGACGAGGCUGCACUCCCGAGGGAGUUAAUGAUAGAAAUAAUCAAGCCGCAUGCUCACGAUAGUGUCAAUGAGAUUCUUGGCUACAAUACUAGCCUGGCACGUGAUAAGAAGGAUGGUGGGUGUGGAUGGGAAGUGCUGACGGUGGCGCUCUGUGAGAGCAAUAAGCAGUUCGAGGAGUCAUUGAAAGAAAUGGGCGAUGCGGCGGGGACUCGCGACGUCGGUGCGAUAUUGAGGUUCUACGGGCAGCUGGGGUGGGAGAACUCGGCGGAUAGUAUAGCUAGUGCACAGUGUCUGGCCGAGGCAUCGGCGAGGUUGAGGAAAGAGAAAGGGGAGGCGUGGUGGACGGAGGAGGCGGAGCCGGUUAUUGCAAGGAACAAGACGCUGUUGGCGAGUUAUAAAAUAGUUGGCAUUGAGCAGUAUUAUCCUAGGAAACCGGAUCAGGAUGGGCUAUAG
Molecule: messenger RNA, 741 nt
Organism: Morchella sextelata
Lineage: Eukaryota; Fungi; Ascomycota; Pezizomycetes; Pezizales; Morchellaceae
Exons: 1
Coding region: 1-741 (246 amino acids)
Source: RefSeq, a predicted model, not a curated record